GGCGCGGCCGUUACCUUCUUCACCUCCUCGCGCUGCGCCGCCGGCUCUGGGGUCGCGGGGGGGGAGACGCGAGGCCGGAGAGGCGGGGCGGGUGCUGAGGCUGUUUAAUAAAAGAACAACAUAGCUCAGCUGCUGUUUCAACAAGAUGGGUUCUAUCGUGUGGGAAUGUGGUUAAUCAAUUGACACAUUAACCUAAUACAGCCUUCAUAAUGUGAAAAGGAAAGACAAGAUGUCUCAUCUGUCUCAAGUGUUCUGUCAGACCAAGUGAAUAAGACUCUGACAGCACAAAUAGAAUUUCAGUUUUUGAAGAAUCUUAACAAACAAGCAGCAAAAAUACUGGCAUUAAAGCCAGACCUUCAGUACAUGUAUAUCUGAAAAUCUACAUUGAAUAAUCUGACAGGCCUCAGUGACUGGCUCCCAUUCACAUGUGGAAGGAUGGCUACUUGCUUGAUGUUCUGCUGUCUUUUGUUCUUGGAAGUUUUGGUGGGGCAUACAAGUGGACACAGUUUAUUUUCUUGUGAGCCCAUCAUCUUGAGAAUGUGCCAAGACCUGCCUUACAAUACCACCUUUAUGCCUAAUCUUCUGAAUCAUUAUGACCAGCAAACUGCAGCAUUAGCAAUGGAGCCAUUUCAUCCUAUGGUCAAUCUGGAAUGCUCCAGGGAUUUUCGACCAUUUCUAUGUGCCCUUUAUGCUCCAGUCUGUAUGGAGUAUGGACGUGUCACUCUCCCAUGUCGCAGGCUUUGUCAACGUGCAUACAGCGAAUGUUCCAAACUCAUGGAGAUGUUUGGCGUCUCUUGGCCAGAGGAUAUGGAAUGCAGCAGAUUCCCGGAUUGUGAUGAGCCUUACCCUCGUCUCGUAGACCUCAAUUUAGCUGGAGAGCCCACAGAAGAGGCCCCAAUGGCAGUGCAGAGAGACUAUGGCUUUUGGUGUCCCCGGGAGUUGAAAAUAGACCCUGAUCUGGGUUAUUCUUUCCUGAGGGUACGAGACUGUUCCCCUCCUUGUCCAAAUAUGUACUUUAGGCGUGAAGAGCUCUCCUUUGCCCGAUAUUUCAUCGGAGUGAUUUCCAUCGUCUGCCUUUCUGCUACCUUGUUUACUUUUUUAACUUUUCUGAUUGAUGUCACAAGAUUCCGCUAUCCAGAAAGACCCAUUAUAUUUUAUGCUGUCUGUUACAUGAUGGUGUCAUUAAUUUUCUUCAUUGGCUUUUUGCUUGAGGACCGAGUAGCAUGCAAUGCAUCUAUCCCUGCACAGUACAAGGCUUCCACAGUGACACAGGGCUCUCAUAACAAAGCUUGCACCAUGCUUUUCAUGGUGCUGUAUUUCUUUACCAUGGCUGGCAGUGUUUGGUGGGUCAUUCUUACCAUCACAUGGUUCUUGGCAGCUGUGCCAAAGUGGGGCAGUGAAGCAAUUGAGAAGAAAGCAUUGCUCUUCCAUGCAAGUGCAUGGGGCAUUCCAGGAACUCUAACCAUCAUCCUUUUAGCAAUGAAUAAAAUUGAAGGUGACAAUAUUAGUGGCGUGUGUUUUGUUGGCCUCUAUGAUGUGGAUGCAUUAAGAUAUUUUGUUCUUGCCCCGCUCUGCCUGUAUGUUGUGGUUGGAGUUUCUCUGCUGCUAGCUGGCAUUAUCUCCCUCAAUCGGGUUCGCAUUGAAAUCCCAUUAGAAAAAGAGAACCAGGACAAGCUGGUGAAGUUCAUGAUCCGGAUUGGCGUUUUCAGUGUUCUGUACCUCGUUCCACUCUUGGUUGUAAUUGGCUGCUAUUUCUAUGAGCAGGCUUUCCGAGGUGUGUGGGAGACAACAUGGAUACAAGAACGCUGCAGAGAAUAUCACAUCCCAUGCCCAUAUCAGAUCUCUCAGAUGAGCCGCCCAGACCUGAUUCUAUUUCUGAUGAAGUAUCUUAUGGCUCUAGUGGUUGGGAUCCCUUCUGUCUUUUGGGUUGGAAGUAAAAAGACCUGCUUUGAAUGGGCCAGCUUUUUUCAUGGACGCAGGAAAAAAGAAGCUGUAAAUGAGAGCCGCCAGGUGCUGCAGGAGCCCGAUUUUGCUCAGUCACUUCUGAGGGAUCCUAAUACCCCCAUUAUCCGAAAGUCAAGGGGCACUUCCACUCAGGGGACUUCCACUCAUGCCUCAUCUACUCAUCUGGCUAUGAUGGAUGACCAGAGGAGCAAAGCAGGCAGUGUUCACAGCAAAGUAAGCAGCUGCCAUGGCAGCCUGCAUAGGUCCCGUGAUGGCAGGUACACCCCCUGCAGCUACAGAGGCAUUGAAGACAGACUACCUCAUGGCAGCAUGUCACGACUGACUGAUCACUCCAGGCAUAGCAGUUCACAUCGGCUCAAUGAACAGUCACGUCACAGCAGCAUCAGGGAUCUCAGCAACAACCCAAUGACCCACAUUACACAUGGUACCAGCAUGAACCGGGUUAUUGAAGAGGAUGGAACCAGUGCUUGAUUUGCUUUCAACAUAAAGGAGAACCUCCUGCGACAGUGUUACUUGGAGUCCAUUUCUCAGUGAUGCGAUAAUAUUCAGUAUUAUUGUGCUUCCCAUUGGUGCUGAUUUUUUGUAUCAGGAAGCUGAAGUCUGGCUUUGCCUUUUGAAAGCCAGCUGUCAUUGUGCUCACAUCAGUGCUAGGAUGCUCCAGUGAUCAGCAAUCUGGAAAUUAACAAAAGUAAAAGCUAGUGAUAGCUUCAUUUUGAACCUACCAGUAGAUAAUUAUUAAUAAUUUAUUUGAUAACUUGUUAUUUUCCCAUCAUAUAUCAUAGCUGGAUUUCUUAUUUAAAAAAAUCCCUAAAUACUUUGAAUUUCAGUAACUGUUACCUUUGAAGACUCACUGGCAAGGUCAUGUUAAGAGUUCCAGUAAGCAGAAGGAAACUCUUGAACAUCUGAAGUUCUUCCAUGAAACCCUUUUGUCUCUGAUUAGAUAAUAAAGUGAUACUUGUCAUAAAGCACAGAGGGAGGGCUGCGUAUUAACUACUGUACAAAGGGGCAUCUGUGAGAAAUCAGCAGGCAUUUUUAAACAGUUAUGCUGGAAAUAAAACAAAAGAAUGAGCAUUCCAUAGGAAGAAUGGAAACUCCAGUGAAGAUAGUCAGUUCUUACAGAAUUGUUCAGGCUCUAUUGUUGGGGUGGGGAGCAGGGAAGGCAUGAU
Molecule: messenger RNA, 3131 nt
Organism: Gopherus flavomarginatus (Mexican gopher tortoise)
Lineage: Eukaryota; Metazoa; Chordata; Testudines; Testudinidae
Gene: FZD3
Product: frizzled class receptor 3
Exons: 7
Coding region: 436-2436 (666 amino acids)
Biological process (GO): canonical Wnt signaling pathway; non-canonical Wnt signaling pathway
Cellular component (GO): plasma membrane
Molecular function (GO): Wnt receptor activity; Wnt-protein binding
Source: RefSeq, a predicted model, not a curated record